AUCUGGCCAAUGCAUGAAGCCGCCAUCCAGCUCAACUUUAAAUAUGUCAGCAAAAUAGCACGGAGGGGGAGUGAACUUGACGACUGCAGUCAUAUUUUGGAGAAACAUUACAUUAUUUUCAUCUGCUGCCGUGUGCUACUUUCGCUUCGGCCGAGAGGCGGUCCGCUUCCCAUCUGGCGUUGCAGUCCAUGUCCGCCCAUUCAGACCCGUCAGGUGGUAUGUCCCACGCCGGCCCUUCCCCGGGUGCGGGCCUUUCACCCGGCCCCAUCCUGGGCCCCAGCCCCGGACCGGACCCUUCGCCCGGCUCCGUUCACAGCAUGAUGGGACCCAGCCCCGGGCCCGGAACGCCCAACGCGGCCCACGGCGUGCAGGGACAGGUGCAGAGUGACUUCUCGCAAGACAUGAUGUAUUCUAUGCACAAGCCCUUGGAGGGAAUGAACGACAAGGCCAUGGCGGACGCUUUGCAUUUUGGGCACAUGAAAGGCGUGGGCAUGAGAUCUCUCCACAGUGGCAUGGGCCCCCCACAGAGCCCAAUGGACCAGCAUAGCCAGGGCUACAUGUCUCCACAUCCUUCGCCGAUGGGCGUGCACGAGCACACGUCCAGCCCCAUGUCCGGGGGCGGAGGACCCACGCCGCCCCACAUGCCCCCAUCCCAGCCGGGCCCCAUGAUGCCCAUGGACCCGCAAGGAGGAGGAGGGGGCGGCGGCGUCAUGCCCAACAUGUCCGGCAUGGGCCAGCAGGGCCGGGGCCCGUCGGCAUUCAGUCAGGCCCAACUGCAGCAGCUCCGUGCACAGAUCCUGGCCUACAAGGUCUUGGGCCGCGGGCAGCCGCUGCCCGAGAACCUCCAACUGGCCGUGCAGGGCAAGAGGAGUCUACCCACAAUGCAGCAGCAGCAGCAGCAGCAACAACAGCAACAAGCGGCGAGUGGCAGCCCUUAUAACAGACCUCAAGGCAUGCCAGUGGUACCUUUGAGUGGGGCCCAGUCCAGCCCCUGCCCCACUCCAGCUGUGCAAAGUCACAAUCAAGGCGCAGUUCCCAAACCUUGGACCGAUGGCCAAGGCGGUGACAAUCCCGCCGGUGCGCCCAAGCACCUCCCACCUAUGAGCGGCGCCCGCCCGUCGCCCGCGCCUCCCCAGGCCAGCUCUAUACCAGCGGGGGCCCUGCCGGGGGCCUCCGUGGCCCCUCAAUCAGCCGGACAGCAGGUGUCCCCCAUGCUGCAGAUGCAGCAGAAGCAGAACCGCGUCACGCCCAUUCAGAAGCCCCAAGGCCUGGACCCGGUGGGCAUCUUACAGGAGAGGGAGUACAGGCUGCAGGCUCGGAUCGCGCAUCGCAUCCAGGAACUGGAGAGCCUGCCUGGCUCUCUUCCGCCCGACCUGAGGACCAAGGCCACGGUGGAGCUCAAGGCACUGCGGCUCCUCAACUUCCAGCGGCAGCUGAGGCAGGAUGUCGUGGCGUGCAUGCGCCGGGACACCACCCUGGAAACGGCCCUCAAUUCCAAGGCGUACCGCCGCAGCAAGCGGCAGACCCUGCGGGAGGCGCGCAUGACCGAGAAGCUGGAGAAGCAGCAGAAGUUGGAGCAAGAGAAGAAGCGUCGGCAGAAGCACCAGGAGUACCUCAACAGUAUUCUCCAGCAUGCCAAAGACUUCAAGGAGUACCACCGCUCCAUGUCUGGCAAAAUGCAGAAGCUCACCCGAGCCAUUGCCACCUGGCACACCAACACGGAGCGGGAGCAGAAGAAAGAGACUGAGAGGAUUGAGAAGGAGAGAAUGAGGAGACUUAUGGCGGAGGAUGAGGAGGGCUAUCGAAAACUGAUCGACCAGAAGAAGGACAAGCGCUUGGCUUACCUGCUGCAGCAGACGGACGAGUACGUGGCCAACCUCACCACCUUGGUGUACGAGCACAAAGCCGCGCAGGCGGCAAAGGAGAAGAAGCGACGCAAGAAGAAGAAGAAGGCGAGAGUUGACGGAGAGGCCGGCGAAGGCACCAGUGCCAUCGGACCUGAUGGAGAGCCAAUGGACGAGAGCAGCCAGAUGAGCGAGCUGCCCGUCAAGGUCAUCCAGACGGAGACGGGCAAAGUUUUGCAGGGCACCGAGGCGCCCAAAUCCAGCCAGCUGGAGGCCUGGCUGGAGAUGAACCCCGGGUACGAGGUUGCGCCGAGGUCAGACAGCGAGGAGAGCGGCUCCGAGUUUGAGGAGGAGGAGGAGGAAGAGGCGGCCAAGGGUGAAAAUGACAAGACCAUCGAACAUCCCGUUGGAGAGGCCAAGCACAUUAUCGAGUCGGCCAAGCAGGACGUGGACGACGAGUACAGCGUGCCCACUGACGAGACCAGCCUGCAGUCCUACUACGGCGUGGCCCACGCCGUCAUCGAGAGGGUGGAGAAGCAGUCGUCUCUUCUGAUUAACGGCUCCUUGAAACACUACCAGAUUCAAGGCCUCGAGUGGAUGGUGUCGCUGUACAACAACAACUUAAACGGCAUCUUGGCCGACGAGAUGGGCCUGGGCAAGACCAUCCAAACCAUCGCCCUCAUCACGUACCUGAUGGAGCACAAGAGGCUCAACGGGCCCUAUCUCAUCAUCGUGCCGCUCUCGACCUUAUCCAACUGGAUCUACGAGCUUGACAAGUGGGCCCCGUCCGUGGUCAAAAUUGCAUACAAGGGUACCCCCGGCCUGCGCCGAGGACUGGUGCCGCAGCUCCGCAGCGGCAAGUUCAACGUCCUGCUGACCACGUACGAGUACAUCAUCAAGGACAAGCACAUACUGGCCAAGAUCCGCUGGAAGUACAUGAUCGUGGACGAAGGCCACCGCAUGAAGAACCACCACUGCAAGCUGACGCAGGUGCUGAACACGCACUACGUGGCGCCGCGCCGCCUGCUGCUCACCGGCACGCCGCUGCAGAACAAGCUGCCCGAGCUCUGGGCGCUGCUCAACUUCCUGCUGCCCACCAUCUUCAAGAGCUGCAGCACCUUCGAGCAGUGGUUCAACGCGCCCUUCGCCAUGACGGGCGAGAGGGUGGACCUCAACGAGGAGGAGACCAUCUUGAUUAUUAGACGUCUGCACAAGGUUCUGCGCCCCUUUCUGCUGCGCCGCCUGAAGAAGGAGGUGGAGUCUCAGCUGCCCGAGAAGGUGGAGUACGUUAUCAAAUGCGACAUGUCCGCCAUACAGAAGGUUUUGUACCGCCACAUGCAAAAGGGAAUCCUCCUCACCGAUGGCUCGGAGAAAGACAAGAAGGGCAAAGGGGGAGCCAAGACCUUGAUGAACACCAUCAUGCAGCUGAAGAAGAUCUGCAACCACCCGUACAUGUUCCAGCAUAUCGAGGAGUCGUUUGCUGAGCAUUUGGGCUACCCCAACGGCAUCAUCAGUGGGCCCGACCUGUACCGAGCCUCCGGGAAGUUUGAGCUCCUGGAUCGCAUCCUGCCCAAGCUGCAGGCCACCAACCACCGGGUGCUGCUCUUCUGCCAGAUGACCUCGCUCAUGACCAUCAUGGAGGACUACUUUGGCUACCGCAACUUUCAAUAUCUGCGCCUGGACGGAACCACCAAGUCGGAUGACCGAGCGUUGCUGCUGAAGAAAUUCAACGAGGCGGGAUCGCAGUACUUCAUCUUCCUGCUCAGCACCCGGGCCGGCGGCCUGGGACUCAAUCUGCAAGCCGCCGACACCGUCGUUAUCUUUGACAGCGACUGGAACCCCCAUCAGGACCUCCAGGCGCAGGACCGCGCCCACCGCAUCGGGCAGCAGAACGAGGUGCGCGUGCUGCGCCUGUGCACCGUCAACAGCGUGGAGGAGAAGAUCCUGGCGGCCGCCAAGUACAAACUCAACGUGGACCAGAAGGUCAUCCAGGCCGGCAUGUUCGACCAGAAGUCCUCCAGCCACGAGCGCCGCGCCUUCCUGCAGGCCAUCCUCGAGCACGAGGAGCAGAACGAGGAGGAAAACGAGGUACCGGACGACGAAACCCUCAACCAGAUGAUCGCCCGCAACGAGGACGAGUUUGAGCUGUACAUGCGCUUCGACAUGGAGCGGCGGCGGGAGGACGCCCGCAACCCCAAACGUAAGCCGCGCCUGAUGGAGGAGGACGAGCUGCCCUCCUGGAUCAUCAAGGACGACGCCGAGGUGGAGCGCCUCACCUACGAGGAGGAGGAGGAGAAGAUGUUUGGCCGAGGCUCCCGCUGUCGCCGCGACGUGGACUACAGCGACGCGCUGACCGAGAAGCAGUGGCUGAGGGCCAUCGAGGACGGCAACCUGGAGGAGAUGGAGGAGGAGAUCCGACUGAAGAAGCGCAAACGCAAGCGGCGGCAGGACAAGGAGCCGUCGGCCAGGGAGGACUGGGGCGCCAAGGCCAAGAAGAGGCGGGGGCGCCCGCCCGCCGAGAAGCUCUCGCCCAACCCGCCCAGACUCACCAAGCAGAUGAACACCAUCGUCGACACCGUCAUCAACUACAGAGACGGGGCCGGCAGACAGCUCAGCGAGGUCUUUGUCCAGUUGCCGUCCAGAAAGGAGCUUCCGGAAUAUUAUGAGCUGAUCCGAAAGCCCGUGGACUUCAAGAAGAUCAAGGAGCGCGUCAGGAGCCACAAGUACCGCAGCGUCGGUGACCUGGAGAAGGACGUCAUGCUGCUCUGUCACAACGCGCAGACCUUCAACCUGGAGGGCUCUCAGAUCUACGAGGACUCCAUCGUGCUGCAGUCGGUGUUCAAGAGCGCCAGGCAGAAGAUCGCCAAGGACGAGGAGAGCGAGGACGACAGCGAGGACGACGACGAAGAGGAGGACGAGGAGGAAGACUCGGAGGCUGAGGCCAAGCCGGUGUGGGUGAAGAUCAAGCUGAGCAAGGAGGCCCGCGGGAGCGCCGAGCGGGCCAAGAAGAGGCAGGGCCGAGCCAAGGCCAAGCCCGUCGUCAGCGACGACGAAAGCGACGACGACCGCGACGCCAAUGAACCGUCUGACAUCAGCGAUGACGAGUGAGUAAGAGCUGACGCCGGGAUGAGAAGAAGAAGAAGAAGAAGAAGAAGAAGCGCCCCUCCUCUUGUUGUGCAGGUUCUUUCUCUGUUUGCAUUUUGGCCUGUUAGUUCACUCGGUCAGCCUUGCAGCAUCAACCUUCCCCCCCCCCCCCAGUCAUAACCAGAUGAGCUGCUUAGAUAUCUCUCAUAUAAUCUUGUUUGAAGACUUUUUUUUUUUGAAGAGCAGUUACGUCACAUCUGCUUUUGCCAUUGCUUCGCCACGCUUUUAUGCUCGCACUUUUCAGAAACUCACCAAAACCCCCAAUGUUGAUGUUGGACUGCCGGAGCCGGGGUGUCCAAAGACACGAAAAGGCCGACAAAUGUAUUUCGGACGUCCGGGACCGAAACGCUCGCCCGCAAUCCAGUCCGAAUUAAUUGUCCGAAACACGCUUGCUAGCGAUCAAUCGAAAGCAAUCAUCUGAAAAGGGGGAAGUACGGCAGUGCCUCCGUUUCCCGCGCAGGCCGAUGACGGAAUUGAAUUGACUCCGACUUUAUUGUCAAAUGUGCCGCGUGAUCAUUCGGAAGCGGCAGGAAGAUGCCGGCCGGCUUUGGGGGGGGGGGGCCCGGGCCGCCCGCAGUCAUUUCAAAAUGCCUUUGACGUUUGGACACCCCCUGCUCUAGGACGCUGGCGGCCUUUUGUUUUGCGUCCCGUUUUUGAUGAUGCCGCUCCAGGUUGUGGGGGGGGCGGCUUCCAAAACAGUAUUACGGCUUCUACGCGACGCGCUCUCGCUUUGACGGGCGAUUCCACGCUUGACGUUCAAUCCUAUUCAAUGUUGCGUUUGUUCUCAUUUGGCACUGUCCUUCUUUGCCGAGAGCAUUAGCAAGUGUCGUGUUCAUCUUUGCUUUCUUUGCACACGGCGUCUUUGUGCUUGUACGGCGUAGCUCCCAGCCAAUUAAAUCUCACCAAUUUGGAGAAAAA
Molecule: messenger RNA, 5906 nt
Organism: Hippocampus zosterae (dwarf seahorse)
Lineage: Eukaryota; Metazoa; Chordata; Actinopteri; Syngnathiformes; Syngnathidae
Gene: smarca2
Product: SWI/SNF related, matrix associated, actin dependent regulator of chromatin, subfamily a, member 2
Exons: 34
Coding region: 189-4952 (1587 amino acids)
Biological process (GO): positive regulation of transcription by RNA polymerase II
Cellular component (GO): nucleus
Molecular function (GO): histone binding; ATP binding; ATP-dependent chromatin remodeler activity
Source: RefSeq, a predicted model, not a curated record